AUGAUUCUCUUAUCGCAGGAGAUAACGUGAGGAUGCAAUGAUGAGGUCCGUAUACCAGGCAGACCCCGAACUGUCCUGCUCUGUUUCGUCAGGUUUUCAUGUAGUCCACGCCCCGGAACGACUGCAGCGUCAUGUACAGCGCAUCCAUAAUACGUACGUAAGAAUUUCAAUGAAGCCUGAAAUGGAUGGGAUUCUGUGCAGGGGCGUUUCUCAUCCCUUACCUGACGAUGUUGUUCGUGUGUGGACUGCCGCUCUUCUUCAUGGAGAUGAGCCUGGGUCAGUUCACCAGCUGCAGCUCUUUAACCGUCUUCAAGAUUUCUCCCAUCUUCAAAGGUGCUGGCUACGCAGUGGUCCUCAUCAACUUUUAUCUCUGCGCCUACUACAAUGUUAUCAUAGCCUACACCCUUUACUACAUGUUCAUGUCCUUCGCCUCCGAGGUCCCAUGGAAGCACUGUGGGAAUUGGUGGAACACCGAGUUAUGCAAAGAAAUCGGACUUGACUCCGGAUCGCAUAACUCCUUAAUCUCUCCCUCGAACAUGACCAAGACUCCCACUCAUGAGUUCUUUCACAAUUACAUCCUGGAGAUCUCGGAGGGGAUCGAGGAUCCGGGGCCUCUCGUCUGGAAGCUCGUCCUCUGCGUCCUCCUCUCCUGGUUCAUCGUCUUCCUCUGCAUCUCCAGGGGGGUCCAGUCAGUCGGAAAAGUGGUGUACUUCACGGCCACGUUCCCCUUUUUGAUGCUCUUCGCUCUGCUCAUAAGAGGAGUCACACUGCCUGGCGCCGUCGACGGCAUCCUUUUCUACAUCACGCCCAAGUGGGAGAAACUCCUCGACUUCAGUGUGAGGCACGCGGGGGAUAAGAGGACUCUCGUCUUCUUUCACCCAUUCGGUUCCAAUGCUCUCUCUCUCUCUCUCUCUCCUUCCUUUCGACGAAUUCCAGGGAGAGGAUGCGAUUGCCAUCCUCGUGUCGAGGGAUUCGCGAAGGGACGAAUACAGACUAAGGAUGAAUUAGUUUCCUCCCUCCCUCGUACACAUACAGGUUUGGUCUGAUGCAGCCGUGCAGAUCUUCUACUCCCUUGGUCCUGGAUGGGGCGGUCUCAUCACGAUGGCCAGCUAUAAUAAGUUCAACAACAACAUUCAGAGAGAUUCGGUGUUUGUGCCGAUCAUGAACUGCGGAACGAGUAUCUUUGCCGGCUUCGUCGUUUUCUCUGUUCUCGGCUUCAUGUCUCAUCAGACCGGGAUCCCUGUGAAAGAUGUCGCUACCGCAGGCCCGAGCCUCGCCUUCGUGACGUAUCCAGAAGCAAUUGCCAUGAUGCCCCUUGCCCCUCUUUGGGCCGUAUUGUUCUUCUUCAUGCUCUAUACGUUGGGGCUGGACAGUGAGGCAGGUGAACAAUUCGUCCAGGUGGAAACCAUCAUCGCGGCCGUGUUAGACGAAUAUCCCCGGUACAGGAAGUACAAACUCCUCAUCACGGCCGGGUCCUGCUGCUUGCUAUUUCUUCUCUCUCUCUCCUGCGUCACUAAGGGAGGGAUGUACGUCCUGCAGCUGUUCGACUGGUACUGUGCCAACGUCACGGUCCCCAUCGUCUGCUUUUGCGAAAUCUGCAUCGUGGCUUGGAUCUACGGUGUGGGAAAGUUUGUUCGGGACGUGGAGUUCAUGAUCGGGAAAGUGAUCAACUUCUACUGGAGGAUCGCCUGGCUCGCAUUCACCCCGAUCGCCCUCGUGAUCAUCUUGGGGGCGAUCCUGUGGUCGAGUAGGCAGGUGGUCUACGAGAACUAUGUAUAUCCAGAUUGGGCAGUGGCUGUGGGCUGGAUGAUCGCAUUCUCCUCCGUCCUCUUCAUUCCCAUCUAUGCUGCCCACAUCCUGUGGAACGGGAAGGGCUCCUUCUCUCAGCGGCUGAAACGGUCGGCGAUAGCGACAGAGGACUACGGGCCCGGGGAUAGCUCCGAUUUCGCCGCGUGGAAGGAGCAUUGUGCAUCGACCAAAUAUUACUGGCUCAGGAGUCCCAUUGCAUUCCGAAGAUGGCUCAAGGAAUCCAAACCCAAAGAUCCCGAAGAGAACUGAUAGUAUCCCGUCUUCCGAUCGGAAGCAACUGAAAUACCCGAUCUUUCCUCAUCCAAAUUCAUAGCCAAACGCCGAGUUUCUCGUGAUAGCACACGGUUAUUCUUUUAGCUACUCGACGAUGUAUCGCCUUUUUUUUUUCAUUGGAAACGAAGUGCGCUUCUUGAGACAUGCUAUUUUUUUGUACCGAUGAAAUGAAUUGUUCAGGUACGGUCAGAGUGGUCUUCCCUCAACCGCUGAAUGUCAAGAUAGACGAUGUAUAGAGGAGGCGGGGCUCGUCGGUCCUCGUGGCUGCUAGUACCUCUGUGUUAACCACAUUAGAGGAAUCUUAAAAAAUAAAAAGGAAUUCUCGGAG
This is a messenger RNA of Darwinula stevensoni, 2410 nucleotides long. The record is from the annotation of a GenBank genome assembly. NCBI's taxonomy places the organism in Eukaryota, Metazoa, Arthropoda, Ostracoda, Podocopida, Darwinulidae.